This is a messenger RNA of Triticum dicoccoides, 3419 nucleotides long. Its product is annotated as G-type lectin S-receptor-like serine/threonine-protein kinase B120. The record is from RefSeq and is a predicted model, not a curated record. The coding region runs from base 878 to 3259 and encodes 793 amino acids. The transcript has 9 exons. Lineage: Eukaryota; Viridiplantae; Streptophyta; Magnoliopsida; Poales; Poaceae. Gene Ontology annotation, molecular function: ATP binding; protein serine/threonine kinase activity. Gene Ontology annotation, biological process: recognition of pollen; protein phosphorylation.
CCCGCUGGCCACCGCCGCCGUCGCCGGCGGCGGCGGCGGCUCGGCCCGCCGUUGCCUUCCCUCCCUCACCUUCCUCUCCAAGGUGUAUCAGGCCGGCGCUUCGUCGCGCCAUCGUGUUCACACCCCGCUGAUUCCACUUUCCCCCCGCCGUGCGCCAUCGCCAGCAGCAAUGGGCCCGCCAUGCUUACAGCGUUCCUUCGGCAGAGAUGUAUCCCCAAUGGCAAUAAUCUCUCGGGAUGGUGCACCAUCUGCCCCUACGCCGUCGGCGUGUCGCCACGAGCUACCCUGCCGGAGCUCCGCCUGACUGACGGAAAGAGAAAGAUGGAGAAAACUGAGGCAUUGACUUGGAGCGUUGGGAGUUAUGACUGGCCCAUUCGUCCACAUACCCUGUGUGAACGUGCGACCCACUGGUGAAUACAUAGUAGAGUAUUUUCUUCUAGCAAUACGUAGCAAGCACUCAUCCCUGAACCGAAUCAUAAAGUUAUCAGCACGGUUGAUAGACGUGCAGCCACUCAUUCUCGGGAGUACUAAGCCCACGCUUUCAUAUGCAAGAGCAACUGUGCAAAGAAUUGUAGCCCACGAGAUAUUUCUUGAUGGGCAAUUCCCGACGGCGACCGGCAAACAAUGCUGAAUAAUCCUCGCUCUUGCACCUUGUGUGGUCCUAGAAUCAUCAACGUUCCGGGCAAAGCUGGACACUCAUACUCCUGCAAAUGUGAUGACUGAUGAGCUUAUCUUGAACAAAAACCACACAAAAAGUCAGAGCAGCAUUAGAUCGUCCAAGGCUCCAAGCAUCUUCAUAACAUCCUCCUUCUCCUUUCAUUGCCUCCAUAUGAAAACAUCUCCUUCCAUUUGAUCACAGGCAUAUGUGAAAGAAGGUAUGACUCCCCUCCCAGUUUUUGUCCUCCUGUCAUUGGUUUGUUUCUGCAAAUCGGAUGACCGCCUUACUCCCGCAAAACCGCUCAAUGCCGGCGACAAGCUCGUUUCGAGCGGCGGCGUCUUUGCUCUUGGCUUCUUCACCCCGGCAAACUCAACUGCGGACUCGUACAUCGGCAUAUGGUACAACAAGAUCCCCGAGCGCACUUAUGUUUGGGUUGCUAACCGCGACAACCCGAUCAAGAAUGGUUCUUCUGGGAAGCUGGUUGUGAGCAGUAACUCUGACCUCGUCUUGUCUGACUCCCAAGGCCAUACUCUCUGGACAACCACAAACAACUUCACAUCCGCAACCACGGGAACUGCUGCUAUACUGUUGGACCCCGGAAACUUGGUCAUCCGGUUGCCGAACGGCACAGACAUAUGGCAGAGCUUCCAUUACCCGACCGACACCGCCCUCCCUGACAUGGUUUUACCACUGAGCACAAAUGAUGGUAUCUUGAGGCGCCUCGUUGCUUGGAGGGGCCCUGAUGACCCGGCCUCCAGCGACUACUCCAUGGGUGGUGACUCCAGCUCAGACCUCCAGGUUGUCAUCUGGAAUGGGACGAGACCAUAUUGGCGCAGAUCUGCGUGGGAUGGGUCAUUGGUCUCUGCCCUGUAUCAAAGCAUUACUGGCUUCAUCGUAACUGAAACAAUUGUUGACAGAGGGGGUGAGUUAUACAUGACAUUCACCGUCUCCGAGGGAUCACCAAGCAUGCGCAUGAUGCUGGACUACAAGGGCACUUUUAAAUUUCUGGUGUGGAACAGCAACUCAUCAUCAUGGGAGGCUUUCAUAGAGCAUCCUAGUCCUAUCUGUGAACGCUAUGCGUAUUGCGGACCAUUUGGCUACUGUGAUGCCACUGAAACAGUUCCGAAAUGCAACUGCCUCAGUGGGUUUGAGCCUGAUGGCGUUAACUUCUCCAAAGGGUGUCGGAGAAAGGAGGAUCUGAAAUGUGGUAAAGACAAUAAUUUCUCGACCCUGAGAGGUAUGAAGACACCUGACAAGUUCUUGUAUGUCAAGAACAGAAGCUUUGACCAAUGCACAGAAGAGUGCAGUCGCAAUUGCUCUUGUUCCGCAUAUGCUUAUGCUAACCUGAAAAAUGAAAGGGCUUAUGCUAACCUGAAAAAUGGAAGUGGGGAUGCGGACCAGUCAAGGUGCUUAAUUUGGUUGGGAGGACUUGUCGACACGGGGAAAUGUCAUGAUGGUGGUGGUGAGAACCUGUACCUCCGCCUUGCCAGUUCAACAGUUGACAAGGAGAGUAAUGUAUUGAAGAUUAUACUCCCAAUAGUGGCUGGUCUGCUGAUACUCGCAUCCAUCUGCCUUGUGUGGAUAUGCAAGUCAAGAGGUAAACGACGAAUCAAGGAGAUUAAGAACAAACAUACACGACAGCACUUGCAAAAUUCUAAGUUGAACGAACUUGAGAAUGAAAGUAUAGACCUUCCAUAUAUUUGCUUUGAAGACAUUGUUACUGCAAUAGACAAUUUCUCAGACUACAAAAUGCUUGGGAAAGGUGGCUUUGGAAAAGUUUACAAGGGACUAUUAGAAGGUGGUGGUAAGGAAGUUGCUGUCAAAAGGCUUAGUAAAAGUUCCGGCCAAGGGGCCGACGAGUUCAGAAAUGAAGUUGUUCUAAUUGCCAAAUUACAGCAUAGAAACUUAGUUAGACUUCUUGGUUACUGCACUCAUGAAGAUGAAAAGUUAUCGAUAUAUGAAUACUUACCUAACAAAAGCUUGGAUGCCUUCCUUUUUGAUGCAACAAGAAAUUCUGUGCUUGAUUGGCUUACCCGGUUCAAGGUAAUUAAAGGGAUAGCGAGAGGUCUUCUUUAUCUCCACCAAGAUUCAAGGAUAUUUGAAGGAAAUGAGCAACAAGCGAACACUAUCCGCGUUGUUGGGACAUGUGGUUACAUGUCUCCUGAAUAUGCAAUGGAAGGUUCCUCUUCUGUCAAGUCUGACACAUAUAGCUUUGGCGUUCUAUUGUUGGAGAUUGUAAGCGGGUCAAAGAUCAGUUCAUCCCAUUUCAUGACGGACUUUACAAACCUUAUAGCUUACGCCUGGAGCUUAUGGAAAGAUGGAAAUGCAAGAGAAUUGGUGGACUCGUCCAUUGUGGAGAACUGUCCACUUCAUGAAGUUCUACGAUGUAUUCAUAUAGGUCUCUUGUGUGUUCAAGACAAUCCAAGUGCCAGGCCGCUCAUGUCAUCCACUGUGUUCAUGCUAGAAAAUGAAACGGCCCCGCUUCCUACUCCGAAGGAGCCUCUAUACUUUAGGCAACGAUAUGAUGAGGUUGAAGACCAAAGAGAUACCAUGGGAAUAACCCUGAAUAAGAUGACUAUCACUGUGCAAGAGGGGCGUUAGAUGUUUAAUUCAUUGUUCUCCUUUUUUGUAAACUUCUCUAGUUUGUAUAGGUGAACAGUUCAGCAAUUCAUAUUCCUAUGGAUAAAUAAAUAAUCCAUUGAGUGCAUUGUAAUCCUGGUCGUGGGUUAUUUUCAUAGAUGGUUUCCAUGUGUGGAAUUUA